AUGGAUCGACUCUCCGCCACCCUUCCAGCGCACAAGAGCGCAUUCUUCUCCGCUUCCGUUCCGCUCCGCGCGCGCGCGGUAGCGCCACCACCCCGCGCGGCCUCCCCCUCCGCGCUCCCCCCGAUCUCCAACAUCUUCUUCCUCCGCCCGCGGGCCCCCCCGCCGCCGCCGCCGCCGCAGGAGCCGCCGAGCACGGGGAAGGUCCCCGCGCCGGGGCGGUACGGCGGCGCGCCGCUCGACAAGCGCAUUCGGCAAACGUGGGGCGGGAAGGAGGAGGAUCCGUUGGAAUCGGGCGAGUAUAUCUGGAAUACGGAGUGGAAGAAAACCGUCACGGUGGACGAUGCUGACAAGAACAAGGCAGCAGCGGAGGACCCAAUCGCGUCAGCCGUGUCGUCCAACGACCCGGGCACUUCCAACGGCGGCUUCCUCUCCCUUGGCCGCUCGCUUGCCCUCGACAGCAUGGACGUGGAUCUGAGCGCGGAGCUGAGCCGGCCCAGCAAGGCCACUCUGGAGAAGCAGGUGGAGGCAGCCCGCCGCGCUGCAGGCAUGCAGGCACAGCAGGGGAGCAGUGAGGGCAAGAUCAAGUGGCGCUAUGCCCCAACCAGCAAGGAGGAGCGCCAGUGGGCUGAGGCCAACAAGAGGAGCGCCAAGAUGGUUACGGCGUUUGUGGAGAAGGAGGAGCCGCUCACCCCGGAGCAGAUAGCUCAGCGGGAGAAGCAGCAGUAUGAGAAGCUGAAGCAGAGCCUGCUGCUAACGACGCUGGGGCUGGGGGUGGUGUUCACCGGCACUGCUGCUGUGCUCUACAGCCCUGAGGUUGCUGUCAGUUACGGGGUGGGAGCGGUGGGGUCACUGGUUUAUGUGCGCAUGCUCUCCUCUAGUGUGGAGGCUCUGGGAGCCAACAAUGUGCAAGGCGCUGUCAGGGGAGCUGUGGGUCAGCCUAGGCUGCUGGUGCCAGUGGUGCUAGUCAUGGCAUUCAACAGAUGGAACGAGAUUGCGGUGCCACAGUACGGAGCAGUGCCGCUAGAGCUCAUCCCCAUGCUGGUGGGCUUCUUCACUGUUCUGCUGAGGAGCAGGCAGUCAGGUGUGCCUGUCUGGUUUCUCCUGCCCUUCUCACACUCUCCUUCUGUUACUACUCCUUUCUUGCUUCCUCCCCUGCUCCUCUCCUCCCUCCCUCCUCUCUCUCUCCUCCCUCCCUCCUCCUUUCCUCCCUUUCCUCCUCUCUUUCUCCUCCCCUUCGUCCUCCCGUUUCUCCUCCAUUACCUCGUCCCCUCCUCUCCCCUCCACGCCCCUCCCAUCCCCUCCUCGCUCACCCGCACCCUCCAGCCAUCAGCACGCCUGCCGUGCCUCACCCCAUCAGAGGCGGUGCAGCUACUGACCAAGGGGCGAGCGCGGGACAUCCGCAUACUGCAUGUGGCAGGGCGCUGCCAGUGGGCGGAGCACCUCGUGCUCGCCACGGCCCACUCCACACGCCACGCCAGAGGGCUUGCUGCAGGGCUGGCCUACGAGUUGAAGCAGCGAUAUGUGAGGGAGGGCAUGGCAGCGCGUGCGCCAGAGGUGGAGGGAAAAGAGGCGGAGCACUGGAUGCUGCUGGACUGCGGGCGCACGGUGGUGCAUGUGAUGACGGAAGAGGGUAGGCGGAGGUACAAGCUUGGGCGUCGUGAGCGACCGACCCUGGUCGCAGUCGUGCUCGUUGUCCUCGUUAUUGCGUGCAUCGCGAGACGAAUACGAGCAGCAGCGACCGAACCUAUACGGGAAGCAGCAGCGGGAACAACGGCAGGAACAGCGGCGGGAGCAGCAGCGGCAGGGGCGGCAUUAGGAGCGGAAGCGGCAUGGAAGCAGCCGCUGGCGGAAGAAUGCGCAGGCGGAGUCGGAGCAAUGCCGCGCGCGCAAGUGGGAGCGGGCACUGGCGCGGACAUCGCGCGCAAUGAACUGGGAUGGUGGGCCAGAGGCGCGGGUGAAAGGAGGCGGUACCUGGCAGGCGUGGGGUGCGGAAGGCGCGAGGGGCGGAUGCUGCAUGAGAUGGAGGAAGGCGGGGCGGUGGUGGGGCGCGUUGCGGCCCUGGAAGACGAGCUCAACGUCGCCGCGGGGGGCGCGGCGGCGGGGGAAGCGGCGGCAGGGGAAGCGGCGGCGGCGGGAGCGGCGGCGGGGGGAGGGGUGGCGGGGGGAGGGCAAGUGUUGCAGCAACCCCCGUUACAGGCUGCUCCGCGAGCAGCACAAGGCAGCAGUGAGAAUGGAAGCGUGGCAGGUGGUGGCACGCCUGUGGAAUCAGCAGGAGGAGAGGAGGGAAGGGGUAGCGGGAGGGAAGAUGAAGGAAGAAUGGAGGGGGAUGGGACUGAUAGAGGGAGCGCUGAUUCUUCUGCUGCCGGAAGCAUCAAGCUAGACUGGACCCGUCCCUUAACCAUGAAGCAGCGAGUAGAGUUGGACCAGCGCAAGGUGGACAGGGGGGUGUGCAGCGGUACAGUGCGGUACGACAACCAGUACGGCAGGGGGCACAUGGCAUGGAUACCGCUCCCGGGACGAUACGUGCUCAUGGAUUGCCAUCGCAACCAGGUGGGUCAAGCAAGCGAGGCUAUUGCAUGGCCUUUGGCCAAUGGCGUACGGGUUACUGGCUAUCGCCUGUCCUCCGCGGGCCUUACUCUUACCGCUCUCUGCCUCUCUCCCCCUCCCACGCUCGUCACACUUGCCAUCCCAUCCCUGGUGUGCCCAUCCCCUCCCGUCUUGAUGUGGCAGUUGAGCAAUCGGGUGCGGUGCAUUCGCAACUACCUCACGCUCACGGGCUACCUCAACCGCACGCUUGUCGUGCCGCUGCACGCCGCAGACGCCAGCAGCACCGGCGGGAACACCGGGAACAGCAGCAGCAGCAGCAGCAGCACGACGCCUGUUGCGGACUCGCACGGCAACAGGUUGAGCUACGACCGGCGUGUGUUCUUCGACGUAGCACACGCGCAGCUGUGCUUCGGACCCACCACUGUCAUGACUCCGCUGCAGGUGCUGCUGCGCCUGCAGGGAGACAACGGCACACACGGCAUGGGAUCAACGAUGAUGGAUGCGUCUAGGAGUCCCCAGGGCGAGUACAUGAACGGUCUAGAUGUGCCCUUCUUCAGCCUGGAUGGCUGCAACAAUCGCCUGGCCAUUCAGCCGCAUCCCGCUGUGCUGGCUGCUGCAGAUGCGUUUGUGAGGCGCGUUGUGCUGGGGGGAAGGGCGAGGGAGUGGGAGGUUGCUUCUGGGGAUAACAGCAGUGACAGUGCAUACAAGAAGGCGGGGCAUGUGAGUGCGCAGCAGGCGGGGCUGUGUGUGGCGCAUAAGAUGCAGCGCUCCUACAACACCACUGCUCUCUUCCUUGCCACUGACGCCGGUGCUGACGAGAUCUCUGACUUGGAACAAUCCAUCCGAUCAGUCAUUCCAAGCCUGCAGCUUUUCCAGCUGCCUCAAGAAUUCACAGAGCAGCCAUGGGCAGAGGUCCUCCUGCCCUUCCAUUUCGAGCACUUGACCACAGUCAGGGCGACACUCGACAAGGCCGUAUGCGCUAUGGCUGAUGUGUUUCUGGGGACAAAAAUAUCCUCUUUUUCACAGGACAUUUUUAGAAUUAGGUCGGGUCUCCGGUACAAUGCGUGCGAUGAUUCUACAGUUUGCGCUGAUGAGACGAGCAAUAAAACAUGA
This is a messenger RNA of Closterium sp. Yama58-4, 3660 nucleotides long. NCBI's taxonomy places the organism in Eukaryota, Viridiplantae, Streptophyta, Zygnematophyceae, Desmidiales, Closteriaceae. The record is from the annotation of a GenBank genome assembly.